AGUAAACGAGUGUUCAGGAAACGAGAGUUUUAAUUAAUUGGUGCUCCACCAUCGUUUUUGUACGAACAUGAGAAUGAUUACUGCCUUAAAAAAUGUUCAUGAAAAUUCCGGAUUAUUGAUGAUGAAGCUAAGAGUGAUUAGAGUUUACCACGUUCCUGCUCAUUCUCGAGGGCCGGAAUCAUUGGAUAUUGUUUUCCACGACUCAGAGGUAUGACAGACGAACAAAAGAAGAAAAAGGUUAGAGGUGCAGGAAAGUGCGAGAAGCUGUAUAAGAGAAGGAGGGAGGGUCACCCGCCUAUAGAGCUUGAGUGGGAGCGUGGGGAGCCUGUACGUGGACCGUAUGUUUUGGAGUUUACUGGGCUUGUAGGGUUUGAGGCCCGAUCGAGAGUGCCGAUUACUCAUAAUAAUUGGCAUGAUGUCCCGAAAGACCUGAAGGCCAUGGAUAUAUAUGUGAUACCUCCCAAUGGGGUCCGGCAUGUCAUGACGGUUGCCGGGUCGAGACAUCGCACUUUCAGGACAUUUUUACGAGGAGCCUAUUUGAUGGAAGGUGGGGAUCAUUACGGUGAGGCUCCCUUUGAUCUUUACACCUGCAUAGAGCCAGAGCAUUGGGAGGAGUUUCAGAUCCAGAUGGGGACUCCGGAAGCUAAGGCAACCACUUCUGCCGAUAUCGCUUGUUCGUCUACCGAGACGGUUUCUCAGCUUGGACGGGAGGACUCUUGGUUGAUGCGAGGUCACACCCCGGUGAGGCAUGCAGAAGUUACGGACCCUGCACCACUAAUGGAGAUUCGUGAUAGGAUAGUCCAGCUGAAGAAAGAGGUCGCAGCCGGUACCUUUGUGCCAGAUGGGCACAAUGAUGUACUGACUAGAGCUUUAGGGACUGCCAAGCACCCGAGGUGGACCAGGGGUGUUGGGUCAUAUUCGGGCUUACGUAAAGUUUUCAAAGGCAACAUGAAGCCUCGUAAGCCUGAAGGUAACUAUAUGACUCAGGAGGAUCUUUUGCAGCGUCUUCCUUCCCUUCUACAACAGGAGGUCAGGCUUUCGUGCGCCUACUACAGUGGGCCCGUCCAGGAACCUUUGGGAUCCAACGGGUUUUCAUCAGGUGGGCUUUGUAUGAGUACUAUCGGUACCGGAAGUGUGUCAAGUGUUGACUCCAGUCGAACCUUCAUGCUCGGUAAGAGACGAAAGAACAAGAGGAAAAGUUACGAUUCAAAAGAGUGCUACCAACGUGCACACCGCAAGGCUCGGAUAGCAAAGUUAAGAAUCUGGAAGCGCCGGAAGGCAGCAUGGGAAAGAGAUGACCCAGAGGAAACGUUCAGCGUGGACUCUGCUAAUAGCAUCUGCGGCGCAGGUGGGGAUAAUCCUCCAGUGGACUCAGCCUGACCAGACGAGUGGGAGUGGGUUGCCUGCUAACUGACGACAUGGUCGAAGCUGUAAUCAAUGCAACAUUUCGUU
Cuscuta campestris is the source of this 1452-nucleotide messenger RNA. Lineage: Eukaryota; Viridiplantae; Streptophyta; Magnoliopsida; Solanales; Convolvulaceae. The record is from the annotation of a GenBank genome assembly.